Messenger RNA from Medioppia subpectinata, 816 nucleotides. Lineage: Eukaryota; Metazoa; Arthropoda; Arachnida; Sarcoptiformes; Oppiidae. The record is from the annotation of a GenBank genome assembly.
AUGUUGCGCUGCGGACUGGGGUGUAGGGUGACCAAUGUGACACUAUAUCUGGGCAAGCUUAAUGCUACCAAUGAUACUAUGACAUCUCAACAUAUGGUCGACUAUUAUUUGCACCCGGAUUAUAAUCACACCGAGUCGGUAUUGAGCAACACUGAUGUAGCACUUAUCAAAAUAGCCCAUGGUGUUAUUUUGGAUCACUCAACCGAUUUGAGUCAAUUCAAUAGCAUUUGUUUGCCCGUCAAAGACAGUGUCAACGAUGACAAUGAAUACGCAAUUAUAAAUGCUUAUGAGUACAACCAAUACGACCCAAAUUCUAAUCUUGAUUUCAAACUAAAAACCGGCCUUGUUAAGAUUUAUAAACUGGGCAAUGAUGUGGCAGAGGAUCAGGGUGGUUUGCUUAUUAUUGGUCAACAAUUACGUGGAUCAAUUUGCGACGGCGUCCAUUUUGGUGGUCCGCUAUACCAAUCAGUGAACGGAGUGGCAGUACUUAUUGGUAUAGCAAUCGGUGGCACUAAUAAUGGCACAUGUAUUCCAGACAACCAUGAGCAAUUCAUUGAUCGCCUAGGCCUCGAAAUUUACGCAUCGGACAAAUCACUUACUUUUGUGAUUAUGAAAAACAACAAUACUAUACUGAUGCUUAAAAAACAGAUUUACCAGCAAGUUUCAAACAAGUUUGGCAAACAAAAGCCCAGAGAAAUACCAGCCAAAGAUCAAACGUUGAUUUACAAGAAUCAAUACCUUGAUGAUGUCAAAAAGAUCAGCUAUUAUAACAUGGUUAGAGCAGACCGGAUUGAUUUGGUGGAUCAACCUCCUUGA